Gamsiella multidivaricata is the source of this 2209-nucleotide messenger RNA. RefSeq lists its product as uncharacterized. Gene Ontology annotation, biological process: regulation of transcription by RNA polymerase II; positive regulation of DNA-templated transcription, elongation. Gene Ontology annotation, cellular component: nucleus; cyclin/CDK positive transcription elongation factor complex. Gene Ontology annotation, molecular function: cyclin-dependent protein serine/threonine kinase activator activity. Lineage: Eukaryota; Fungi; Mortierellomycota; Mortierellomycetes; Mortierellales; Mortierellaceae. The coding region runs from base 51 to 2120 and encodes 689 amino acids. The record is from RefSeq and is a predicted model, not a curated record. The transcript has 3 exons.
AAAAAAAAAAAAAAAAGAAGGAUUGAUCGACACCAUUCCUGAUCGUGAUCAUGAACAGCAGCUCGUCGGGCAACAGCAACAAUCAACAGAGCGAAAAAGGAUCAGCAAAGGAUACCACCAUGAAAGAACCCACCAUUGUCCCAACAUCAUCAGUUUCCACAAUAGCAACCACAGCUGAAUUCAAAAAACCGCCAGGGACGGGCCCUGUUUCGAUUACCAUGGACGCAUACCACCAAAUUCAGCAAAAGCGGCUAUUGGAACGGCAACAACAAGAACAAUCGAAUCCACCACCAAGACCCAACAAGAUAGUAAGAAUCAAUCGACCCAAGGAUCCUGAGGCUGAAUCGCCUGCAGUGGCCCCAGAAAUGCAGCCAUCGCUGAAUGCACUGGAGCAGAUCGUUAGUAUUGUUCAGGCAACAGUGCCGGCCCUGCCCCUGCCAUCACAGCCACAAGAGGUCCCAAUGCCCGGUCCGGAUCUCGCCAAUAUCAUUUUUGGAAGCGCCCCUUCGACAGCAGCAAACACAGCAGGUAACGCGGCAGAAAAAGCAGCAGAGAACAUUGCAGAAAAGGAUGCGGGACAACAGUCUGGUCCACCAAAGCCAGCAGCAGCACUGGAUGGACAAUCAGGAGGUAAUGGCGGUAGUUAUCAUCGCAAGAGCGUAGGCGGAUCAAGCUCCAAUGCUAGCGGUGCUGUAUCACAAUCACAGCCGAGGACGACUUCACCGCCCACCCCUGUCUCAGGGUCGUCACUGGGGGCUCAUAAGAGUCAGAAUUCGAAGGGACAGAAAUCGAUGCACGCCAUUGAGUUGAUGCGUAUCGCCGCAGAAAUUUUACAACUCCCCCCAACGACAACGGGAUCAGCUCUCAUCUAUUACCAUAAAUAUCGCGCUUACUUGCACCAAGCCCACAAACGAGGCGAUCGCGACAAUGAGGCUACCAAGGCGGAUGAAUAUCUCUUUGCAACGGCAUGUCUGCACCUGGCAUGCAAAUGCACAGAGGUGAGCCGCAAGGUUCGCGAUCUCGUCAACGUUACAUACCGGGUCAUGAACCCCAGCCAACCUGUGCUCUCGCUUUCGAUCAAACCGGGUGAAAAAGAAGUGUCGGUCCAGGAAACAGCGCCAUCGUCUGGAUCAUGCAGUCAGCCAUCGCAACCUACAAAUCUAACAGCACCCCCGCCCACAGUUGCCACAUAUUGGCACAUUCGCGACUCGCUUUUGACAACAGAGCUGAUGCUUCUUCGGAUCCUUCAGUUUGACUUGGAUGUGCCUCUUCCCUUCAGCGAUGUGCUCCGGAUAUACAAAGGAAUGGGCAUGGUUUUCAGCCCGACAGACGAAGAGGCAGCACAUCUAUAUCCGAAUGCCUCUAAUUUUGAUGUCUUUCUACCAGGACCACCAGUCAAAUCGUCGAACUCUACUUCACCUAAUAAGCACGGAACCUCAGCAUCGUCUUCGGUCUUACCCGUCUCGUUGGCGACGCCGCACACGGGAAUCCACCCAACACUGUCAGCGCUCGUUCAGAUCUCGACGACGUUCUGCAUCGACGCCCUUUGUUCAUCCACUAUUGCACUCAACUCUUCGAGCCGCGCUUUGGCCAUGGGCACUAUUUAUCUCGCAGUCCGAUCUGCAGGACUGGAGCUACCAUUGCCGUUUGAGGAGUGGUGUCAUGCAUGGGGCAGGCCCAACAUUGCUACAGGGUUUGGACUUCAGGUGGCGGGUAGCGGCGGGUACGGGAUAGGGUCUCUAGGCAUGGGAGUUGGAAGCAUAGGUUCCGGAGUCGGUUCAAGCGUCUCGGUCGGAGUCAACGGUAUUAUGGGACUCAGCAGCAGCGGUACAAACAAUCUAUUUGUGUUGAGUCCUCGGCCAACGAACGAUAGCACCAUGUUCAUGGAGGGCCUGGAAAUGGCAAAUGUGCUUCCUGGCGCAAAUGGAGGCGAUCCUGUCUAUUCACAGACACACUCACCCCUGGCGGGCAAUUCAAUGGCCUCGCCAUCUGUGCCAGCCUCACUGGAGGGCGUACAAGGACAGCAGGAACCGUCGAACACGCCCUCACAGCAGCCCAUGACCAUUGUGGAUGAGGUUCGCAAGGUGGUGCAAGAACUAGGAAGCUUUUACAAUCGUUAGAAGGAGAUUAAAAGAACUAAUAGAUAGAUGUCUGCUCGACCUUGGUCGUUUUACUUUGUCAAUGGGAUUCUAUUGUGGGGCUCAGAUGC